Molecule: messenger RNA, 1653 nt
Organism: Fonsecaea erecta
Lineage: Eukaryota; Fungi; Ascomycota; Eurotiomycetes; Chaetothyriales; Herpotrichiellaceae
Exons: 3
Coding region: 1-1653 (550 amino acids)
Biological process (GO): transmembrane transport; carbohydrate transport
Cellular component (GO): membrane
Molecular function (GO): carbohydrate:proton symporter activity
Source: RefSeq, a predicted model, not a curated record
AUGGGCAAGUACAGUCUGCGGAAGAUCAUGGACAAGCAGACCCAGGUGGUCAUGUUCAGUUCCACGGCGAUAGCCCUGUAUGGGUAUGAUCAAGGCAUGAUGUCCCUGAUCAACACAAACUACAACUACCUGUACACCAUGGGCAUCGCCGGAAACUCGGCCCUGGUCGGCCUGGUCGUCUCGGUCUACUACCUGGGCUGUGCCGUGGGAGCGGUGCUGGCGUCGCGCUUCGCAGAUGCAAAGGGUCGCAAGCCGGGCAUCUUCGUGUGCCUGGUGACGGCCAGCCUGGGAAACCUGCUCAUGUUCGUCGCGGGCAUGGGCCGCACGACGGGCCCGCGGGCCGCUCUGGCGACGAUGCUCUGCGGGAGGAUCGUCAUGGGACUUGGAGUUGGUGGUAUCGAUGCCGUGGUGCCCGUGUACAGCUCCGAGCUCCAGGAAGACGACGCGCGCGGCACGGCGCUGGCCCAGGAGUUCCAAGCCAACAUCUUCGGCCUCAACAUGGCCUACAUCCUCAACGUCGGCGUCACGCACGGCCUCGGCAAAUGGAAUCAGUGGGCCUGGCGCGUGCCCAUCAUCGUCAUGCAGGUCUAUCCAGUCCUGCUGCUCGCCGUCGCGAACCUCCUGCCCGAGACGCCCCGGUGGUGUGUCCUGCACGGCGACAACGAGCGGGCGAAGCGCAGUAUCGCCCGGGUCUUCGGCAACGACCAAGUCGACGACCGUAUCCACGAGCUGAUCGAGGCGCACAAAAAGGAGCAGGAGGAAGGCCACAUCUCGUACUGGGACAUGCUGUGGCCGGGAGGCUCGCAGUUCCACCCGACCGUCGUGACCGUCAUGGGCCAGGUGAACCAGGCGCUGACCGGGUACGGGGCGGUGUCAGUAUUCGGGGCCCAGAUCUUCCAGCUGCUGGGCUUUGGCGUCAACACGGCCGAGUAUAUCACGCUGGGGAACUACGUCUUCUACUUCGCGAUGAUGACGAUCGCGUGGGUGCUGAUCGACCGCAUCGGACGGCGGAAGUUGAUGGUGGUCGGUGCGGUCUGGUUAGCUAUCUCCUUCGCCCUGCUCACCCUGCUGGGCGGGCUGGCGUACAACCGGCUCCGGCUCUCGAUCCCCCUGCUCGCGACCGGCGUCCCGGGGGUUGCCGCGCUGUAUCUGGCCACGGCGGUGUUCGGGAUCAGCUGGCUGGUGCCACCGUGGCUGAUUCCGACCGAGAUCUACCCCUCGACGGCGCGAGCGCAGGGCGCCGCGGUCAGCGUUAUCGUCUGGGGCCUCGCCAACUUCGCCGUCACCUUCCUAACCCCGAUCGGCUUCGAUGGGCUCGAGUACUACCUGUUCCUGGUGUUUGCCGGCACCAACGCGUUCGCCGGCCUGUGGACCUACUUGUACUGCCCCGAGUCGGGGCAUCGGACGUUCGAGGAGAACCAGGAGUUCUUCCAGGCCGCCGCCGACACGGGGUCGUGGGUGGUGGGCCGCGUCGUCGACGGGGAAUUCAAGGUCCUGCCGCAAAGGGAGGUGGAAGAAGAGGAGGAGAUUGUCGCCGACGGAGAGGACAAUGCGAGUCGAGGUAAAAUGCGAACGGAAAGGGUCAAGAAGCAAAAGAAACGGGAUGCUCACGAGGAGACGGAGCCUUUGCUGGGUAGGCCGAGUACACGGUAG